AUGGAUUAUUUAUUAAAUAAUAUUGAAGUAGAAAUAGACUUAGAUCAAUGUGAAGAUUCAUAAAAUUCAAUAUGUUUUAAAGUCUUCAAUAAAAAUCUAUAAACAUUUUGGAUGGUUGAACAUAAAUCUGAAGAGAUUCAAAGAUUUGGAAUGCAAGUUUUUAAUACUUAAAUGCCAGAAGAAAGCAAUGAAAGAUUUCCAUGGCUCUUAGAAUUAUGUAAUAAAGUAAAUAAAUCUACAAAGAAUGAUCCAUCUAUACUUGAAUUCUUUAAGUCAAAACCAAUAUAAAUGAAAAGAAAAUAAUCAAAAAAAAGAAGUCUCUCAACUUUUAGUCAACUGUUAAAAAUGUCAUGUGUUGAAGAAAACAGAACUCACAGUAGGAACACUGUAACUUCAAAGCAAAAACAAUAUACUUAAAUAAUACUGGAAAAUUCAUCUAGAUUUUGUGAUUUGAAAACAACUAGAGAUUUUAUUGAUUUAUUAACCUUGUUACAUUAUAGAGAUAUAAAAAAAGUAGGAUCUGGAACAUAAUCGUAAGCAUUUAAAGCCCUUAAUUAAUAAGAUCAUUUAGUGGCAGUGAAAAUUUCUCAAAACACAUAAGAAAAUCUAUAUGCAGCAUUAAUGUAAAGAUAGAUUAAUUAAGAUGUUGCUGAAAACUUUGUCGGAAACUAUUUAUUUUAGUAUUAAAUCUUAGAAGUACAAGACAUUUUAAUCAUAGAAGAAGAAUUAGCUUAAAACACAUUGGAAGAUUUAAUGGAUAGAAAAUAAAAUAUUAAUGAAAACUUUACAUAUGAUGAAAUCUUAGAAAUUAUCAAAGAUAUUGUAGAUCAAUUAUAUAAUUUACAUAUUGGAAGAUGUAAACUAUUUAUAUAUAUUGAAUUUUAGAAUCUGCUCACAAUGAUAUUAAACCAGAAAAUAUUUUGAUUCAAGAUGGUAAAUUUAUAUUGCACGAUUUUGGAGCGAUUAGACAAGUUCCAAAAGAUCAAGAAUAAGUUGAAAUUAAUUAAAUAUUUGGCACAAUAUUAUAUAUGUCUCCAUUAAAAUUUGAACACUAUAUCUCAACCAAUUAAAAUUAAUAACUUAAUAUUCACAUUACACAUAGUAUUGAUGCAAUCUCCAACAAUUUUAAACAUAAUCCAUUUAAAUCAGACAUAUAUUCUUUAGGAUUGGUUCUUUUGUAAUUGCUACUCCAUAAAGAUAAAAUUAAUCUUAAAAAAUAAAUUGAAUGCCUUUUUUAUGAAUAAAGAAAAGAAAAUUUACCAUCAUUAAUUGAAAAAUAUGAAAUUUAUCUGUAUCCUGAAAAAUUUUUCCUAUUCGAUCAAAAAUUAAAAAGAAUUAAACCUUUAUUAAAAUUGCUUCUAGAUGAAAAUGAAGAUACUAGAAUAUCUACAAUAGAAUUAGCUACAUUAUUUAAUUCUUAAAUCUGUGCUGCUAUUUAAACAUCUUUUACAUAAUAAUUUGUUCCAACAAUCUGGAAAACAGAAUAAGGUACUUGUUAAUUAGCUUAUAGUUUAAAAUCUCAAAUUUAUUAAGGAUCAUAUAAUAUUAAAUAAUAAGAAAGAUAAGGUUAUGGCAUUAUGUAUAAAGCACCUAAAAAUGAUAUAAUAUUUAAGUUGCAAAGACAUAAAAAAGACAAAAAAUCUAUUUUAGAUGAAGAAGUAGAUUUUGAGAUUAGUCAAUUAACUCAACUUUAAGAAUCAAAACAAAACUUUAGCACAAAAUAAAGUUUAGUUUAAAAUCAACUUUAAGUUCUAUAUUCUGGAUAUUGGCUAAAGAAUUUGCCUCAUGGAAAAGGGGAACUGCAUAUAUAUAAUACAGUUAGUGAACUUAAUUAUAAGGAAGUUAAUAUAGAUUAUGGAAAACUUAUAAAUAAAAUUGAUGAUCAUCAUGAAGAACAUUAAUUAUAAAUUAACUCAUAAUUCUAUUUCGGUUUAUUAGAUCAAAGGACUACUAUUAAUAAAAUUUAAGCUGAUUUUUUUCUUAAUAUAAGUGAAAGGUUGACUGAUGAAGAAUUCAUUGUAGGAAAAUAUUAUUACAAAUUCGAAUUUGAUGCAAUAACUCAAAAAUAUUAUGGAUACUAAUAACCUUAUGAUUUUACUGUUAUUGAUGUAUUGAAUUUAAACAAUAAAGACUUAAUUUGUGAAAUAAUAAAUAGUUUUAUUAGAAAUUUAAAAUGUAAAAUUUCUCAUUUCGAAAUUCGAAGAUAUGUAAUUGAAAAAUAGAUAUUUCUUAAAGAUAACUAUAAUAAUUAUAUUUACAUAAGAUUUGAUGGAUAGCAAUUUAUGGAUUAAUAAUUAAGACUUUAAAAGGAGGUUUAAAAUCGAAAACUCAUCUAAGAAUAAGUUGUCAAAUAAAAAUCUACAACUGCUUGUUGUGUUAAACAAAAGAAAAAAGUGAUUUAAAAUUAAUAGAAAGAAAUAGAAAUAUAAACUGAUAUAUUAGAAUCCUAAAUUGUUCUAGAAUGUCUUAAUCAAUAAAAAUCAAAUGUUAGUGAACUAAUUUUAUAGACCACUUCCUUAUCUUCUCAUACAUUAGAAUGGCUAUUUGCUGACGAUAUGAUUUCUCAGGUAAAUUAUUAUCACAUUCUUAUUAAUAGAUUGAAGUAUUAAGCUUUAGCAAUUCAUUAAUUAAAGAUAGUUAACUUAAUUAGAUUUUAAUGAGCUAAUCUGUUACAUAGGUGAGAGAUUUAGAUUUGUCUUAUACAUAAUUAUCAGUUUAAACAGUUACUGCAUUAAUUAAUUCUGAUAAUCUAAACAAACUUCAUAAAUUAAGAAUGGCUGGAUGCUAGUGGUGUUUAAAUUUUUAAGAUUUUAUUAUUUGUGACAAAUCUUAAAAAUUAAUUCUAUUAGAUAUCUCGAAUAAUAAAUGGGUGGAUUCUGAUCUGCUUAAAUUAUUUACUCCUGUCUAUUUACCUAAUCUUAGUUAAUUGAAUUUAAAUAAAACAUCUCUAACUAAUAAAGAUUUGAAGAAAUUUUAGGAUACAUAAUUAGGAAAAAAAGUCAUUCUUAUGGAAUCAAAUUCUAAGUAAUGGGAAUAAUAAAUAAUUGAUUUUAAAAUUUCAAUCAAUACAACUAACAGUCUAUUUGAGAAUAUUAGAUAAUUAGAAAAAUUUGGUUAUCUGUCAUAUUAUGACAUGGAAGAGAAUACUUAUAUUAAAGAUGAAACACUUAAAAGAAUUGCACAUUCUUAAGGUCUAUAGAAUAUAGAAUAUUUGAAUUUAAAAAAAUAAGAUAUCACUCACUAUGGAAUGAAACAUUUUUUAUAAUCCUAAUUUAUUACUAAUAUCAUAUCAAUGAAUUUAUCAAAUACUAAAAUAAAUGGAGAAGUUUUAAAAUAAAUUUAUUCCUCAAAAAUUUAACAUUUGAAAAUUUUAAAACUAAAAAAUUGCAAUUAAAUUUUACUUGAUGAUUUGUCACACUUUUUAAAAAAUUAUAAAGCAGCAUAUCUAUAAAAAUUUUAUAUAAGUAGUAAAUAAAUAUCUACUAAAAAGCUAGUAACAGAAUUAAAAAAUCUAUCAUCAUUGAAUUAGACUUAAAUCAUUUUUAAUGAGUAUAUAUUAUAAUUAGUAUAGUUAAGAAAAAGAAAUUGAUAUAUCAAAUAUACUUACAUCCAUUCUGACUUGGGUAGCCAUUUUGAUAAGCAAAUAAAAGUUAUAAAAAUUAACAUUGGACUUAAGAGAUUGCAAAGGAAUUAAUAAUGGAUUUGAUUUAUUUAUUGAAGAAGUCAAAUCUUUAAAAGGAGAAUAGUCAUGUACAUUAGUAUUUAAAAUCUCCAAGUAAAUUCAUCAUUUAGUUCAAGUUCAUCCAUAUCCGUUGAUGUAAUAAAAUAGUUGGAAUAGAAUUACAAAUCAAUUCAAUUUGUUUAAUGA
Messenger RNA from Paramecium sonneborni, 3868 nucleotides. NCBI's taxonomy places the organism in Eukaryota, Ciliophora, Oligohymenophorea, Peniculida, Parameciidae. The record is from the annotation of a GenBank genome assembly.